AUGGGUCUUAUGGACACGCGCACGAUACUUUCCACACUCUACUCAGGCACGAUACUUUCCACACUCUACUCAGGCACGAUACUUUCCACACUCUACUCAGGCACGAUACUUUCCACACUCUACUCAGGCACGAUACUUUCCACACUCUACUCAGGCACGAUACUUUCCACACUCUACUCAGGCACGAUACUUUCCACACUCUACUCAGGCACGAUACUUUCCACACUCUACUCAGGCGCGAUACUUUCCACACUCUACUCAGGCACGAUACUUUCCACACUCUACUCAGGCACGAUACUUUCCACACUCUACUCAGGCACGAUACUUUCCACACUCUACUCAGACACGAUACUUUCCACACUCUACUCAGGCGCGAUACUUUCCACACUCUACUCAGGCACGAUACUUUCCACACUCUACUCAGGCACGAUACUUUCCACACUCUACUCAGGCGCGAUACUUUCCACACUCUACUCAGGCACGAUACUUUCCACACUCUACUCAGGCGCGAUACUUUCCACACUCUACUCAGGCACGAUACUUUCCACACUCUACUCAGGCGCGAUACUUUCCACACUCUACUCAGGCGCGAUACUUUCCACACUCUACUCAGGCACGAUACUUUCCACACUCUACUCAGGCACGAUACUUUCCACACUCUACUCAGGCACGAUACUUUCCACACUCUACUCAGGCACGAUACUUUCCACACUCUACUCAGGCACGAUACUUUCCACACUCUACUCAGGCACGAUACUUUCCACACUCUACUCAGGCACAAUACUUUCCACACUCUACUCAGGCACGAUACUUUCCACACUCUACUCAGGCACGAUACUUUCCACACUCUACUCAGGCACGAUACUUUCCACACUCUACUCAGGCGCGAUACUUUCCACACUCUACUCAGGCGCGAUACUUUCCACACUCUACUCAGGCGCGAUACUUUCCACACUCUACUCAGGCGCGAUACUUUCCACACUCUACUCAGGCGCGAUACUUUCCACACUCUACUCAGGCGCGAUACUUUCCACACUCUACUCAGGCGCGAUACUUUCCACACUCUACUCAGGCGCGAUACUUUCCACACUCUACUCAGGCACGAUACUUUCCACACUCUACUCAGGCACGAUACUUUCCACACUCUACUCAGGCACGAUACUUUCCACACUCUACUCAGGCACGAUACUUUCCACACUCUACUCAGGCACGAUACUUUCCACACUCUACUCAGGCACGAUACUUUCCACACUCUACUCAGGCACGAUACUUUCCACACUCUACUCAGGCACGAUACUUUCCACACUCUACUCAGGCACGAUACUUUCCACACUCUACUCAGAGCUUGUUAUCGAGACCAAGAAUCUGCUGGAGGAAAAGCACGGGCCAUUGGUGACUGAGGAGAUCCCGACACAGUCUACGACGGUGCAAGAAAGUCUUCAAGACCGGCGAUGCACCUGCAGGAGACUCCUUAACUAUCUGCGACUGUGCCAAAACCGUCUUGACACCUGCAGAAGACUCCCAGACUUUCUGCAACGAUAUCAUGACCGUCUGGCCACCUGGAGGAAACUUCCAGACAGUCUGCAACGGUGCCAGACAGUCUUUUUUAAUCGGCGGGACAGCUCCAGGAGACUCCGAGACAGUGUGCGACGGCGCCAAGACUGUCUGUGA
Messenger RNA from Dreissena polymorpha, 1671 nucleotides. RefSeq lists its product as uncharacterized. The coding region runs from base 1 to 1671 and encodes 556 amino acids. The record is from RefSeq and is a predicted model, not a curated record. Lineage: Eukaryota; Metazoa; Mollusca; Bivalvia; Myida; Dreissenidae. The transcript has 4 exons.